AAAAUUAUAUUGGAAGGACAUGACAUUGGAAUCGAAUUUAUCCAAAUUUGGUCCACAAAGAAUCGACCUUUUGCUCACUUUCGCGUUUUCGUUCGGAAAAAACAGGAAUCAAUGUUGGUGGGGAAUCUGGCUUUACUACGAGCGCGUUUGCUUCUCUCUUUUUUGAGCGAGAAAGUAUAAUGUUUAUUUUUUCGGAAUUCAAUCUGUGGCAAAUGAUAUGAUAUGAUCUGAGUGUUCGAUAUUUUUAAGUACAGUUUCUUAUAGAUUCCCUCAAUUUUUGGGGGAAAACAUACUUAACAUUUGAAAUCUGGAACAUUGGAUUUCCUGGUGAUUUAUAUGAAAUUGUUCGAGAUUCUGAAGAAUUGAAGAAAGCGGUUUCUAAUAGAUAGGAGUGAAGAUGAAGAGAGGCAAAGAUGAGGAGAACAUUAUUCGGCCCAUGUUUCCAAGGCUCCAUGUGAAUGAUGCAGAAAAAGGAGGACCAAGAGCUCCUCCAAGAAACAAAAUGGCCCUUUAUGAGCAGCUUAGUAUUCCUUCACAGAGAUUUAGGCAUGGAGUUUUGCCCCCCAACACCACAAAUGCCAUUUCCCAUUCAGUACCUUCUGCUUCUUCAUCAAUCGAUAAGACGGUUGAACCAAGAGAUGAUCCUGCUAAUGUUAUUGACCGAUCAAAGGCUGGUCACAUUGUGCGGCCAAUGCUCUGUUCCGAGCCACAGUAUUCCACUGGUGUGCAUGGUAAUGGGGUUUUGAGGGAUCAUAGUGUAGCCAUGGAUAAAGAAAAUAAUUCUACUUCGAAAAGGGAUUUUCCAUCAGAACAUAAUACGGUGCAUGAUGUGAGAAAAGUUAUGGAUUCUUGUGAAGACAGGUUGUGUUCUGAACAGAAUAUAUCGCCUGAUGAUGUUGUGAGAGUGAUAAAUCAGAAACAUUUUUUGAAAGCUAGAAGAGCUAUUGUCAAUCAACAAAGAAUUUUUGCAGUUCAAGUAUUCGAGUUGCAUAGAUUGAUCAAGGUUCAGAGAUUGAUUGCGGGGUUGCCACAUAUUUUGGUUGAGGACGCUUCUUAUUUCAGCAAACCUGUAAAGGCUUCGCCUUCAAAGAAACUCCCAUUCGACCAUGUUCUUAAAGCACUUCCAGGUGUUUUCAAGAACAAAGUUGACUCCGAGAAGCCAGAUUAUACAGUUGAAUGCUCGAUCGAAAAUACAGUGGGGAAGGCAUCUCUCUCUCCCAUGCAAAGUGGUGUGCCACCUUCAAACGGUCAACCACUUUCUAAAAAUCCUCCGGCACCAUCCAUUAGUAAUAAUCCCAAUGCUGGAACGUGGUGUUUCAAUCCUCCACCCAGGCAACAGUGGUUAAUUCCAGUGAUGUCUCCUUCUGAAGGACUAGUGUACAAGCCAUAUCCCGGACCCGAGUUUGUGGGCCCUGUCUAUGGACCUCCGGGAUCAACUCCGGUGAUGGGUAAUCUCUCAACUCCUGCACACGGAGUCCCGACCCCACAUCAUCAGUAUCAGUUACCUUCCUUUCCUCCGGCUGAACCUGCUAGUUACUUCCCUCCAUACGGCAUGCCCAUGAUGAAUCCGGCCUUUUCAGGUUCGUCCGUGGAUCAAAUGAACCCCUUAGCCACACCGGAUAAAUUAUCAGCCGAGGAAGCCAAUUUCAGUGCCCAACAUCAGAACUCAUUUAAUAAUCCAAGCCAGACGAGCAAAUCCCGUCCAGAUGUUCCAAGGUUGCAUGCAUGUAAGGACGGUGAAUUACAAGGUAGCACUGCAAGUAGUCCGAGUGGGAGAUUGCAAGAUAGUGGGGCUGGUAGCACAGUUAAAAAACAAAAUGCUCGUCCACUUUUCGCUGCGUUUCGUGCUAUUGACAUCCCGGAUUCUGGUCCUAAGCCUCCUGAGCUGGAGCACCCUGCACGAGUUAUCAAGGUUGUGCCUCACAAUGCCAGGUCUGCUACUGAAUCUGCUGCUCGAAUCUUUCAAAUUAUACAGGAAGAGAAAAAGGCAAGAUUCGACAUAGCCGGUGGAUAAUGAGUUGCAAGGACGCUGAUUUGGUGUCUUCAAUUCUGCAACUGAUAAUUGUUACCUGUUCUGUAGAUAUUGUUGGCAUUAUUGCAUCAUAUCAGUUUUAGUUCAUAAAAAUAAUACGUCCUUGGGGAUAUAACUUGUAUGACUAAGCGUUUGACACUAAAAUUAGUCAUUUAUUUACUAUGGUCAAUGGUGGAGAGAUAGAAUCCAAGAUCCUUGUUGGAUUUUGUAGUCUG
Messenger RNA from Olea europaea var. sylvestris, 2247 nucleotides. Its product is annotated as protein EARLY FLOWERING 3-like. Lineage: Eukaryota; Viridiplantae; Streptophyta; Magnoliopsida; Lamiales; Oleaceae. The transcript has 4 exons. Bases 398 to 2014 code for a protein of 538 amino acids. The record is from RefSeq and is a predicted model, not a curated record. Gene Ontology annotation, biological process: regulation of photoperiodism, flowering.